GAUUAUUUUCAUCUAGAAAAAUCUUAAAGCACAUUCUAUAAAAAUCAUACAAUUCAGUAAUAGAACUCCUCUUUGAUCACUGUCAGCUUCUCCAUCAAAUGAUGUUACUUCCGAGUCAUAGUUUUUAAAAGUGUAUUGCACACGUUUUUUGUUAAAUUUAAUACAAAUGUGACAGGGCUGACAAAAACAUUAAUUGGGACAGUUGUAAAAUAGUAUUUAGUUGUAGAAUUUAUUCAUAAUUUUGUGUUUUUAAUCAGUUGAUGUGAAUGAUAACAACUUAAACUUCUUAUUUCUGAUUUUUUCCCCCUUCUAAAUAACAGUUUUUAGCAUAACAAAACUAUUACAGCUGUAGGUUCAGUUGAGCUCUGGACAAAGACAAUCUAACAAGGUUUGUACAUUUAUGAAGUGUUUUCAAUUAAGAACAAACAUCUGAGAAGUAAAUGAACGACAUGUUUCUUUACAAAACACACCUCACAGAAGUUAAUCAUCAGUCCAUUUUAUACAUUUUUGAGAUGAAAUACUUUUUUAUUCACUGUAUUUAUGUUUUUAUUUUAGGAACGAUCAUGUACGUUUCUGAUAAUGAAUGUCCAUUAUCCAGUAAUAAAAGCGUUUUCUUUUGAUUGACUCAGUCAUGGUUUUUGAGGCUCACAAAACAAAAACAGUCAAAAAAGGCAGCGAUUCAUCUUCGUAGCUUCACUACUACCUUUGUCCAGCAUCUUAUUGGACAACAAUGACCUCCAAACACGCAGCAGCACCCCAAUCUUUCAUUGUCCAUUUCAAGCGCGUCCUUAUUUGGAGAACCACGCCAUUGGCUAGAAGGCGCGUCAAUCAGCCUUUAUGGUCCCGCCUCCUUGCUCAAAUAUCAAGCGGUGAAUGGUCAACAGUCGGGCUGGCUGCUACUGUCUGCUCGUAACCACAGCGACUUAAUCUGGACCUGGAUGCUCGCUGGAGGAACCUGUUCGCAAAAACAAAACCCCAAACACUCUCCCGAACAACUGCGGCGUUCAUGUCAGCGGAUAAAGAUGCUGCGGGCUUCGGUUAGCGCGUUUCACCUGGGCGACCGGAGAGUUUGGUGGAUGUGACAUUGCUGGAGGUUUUUGUUCUGGUCCCGGACGCAGACCAGCGUUGAUCGUGAGCGCAGAGAUGAUGUUGAGUCGCCUGAUGAGUGGAAGCGUCAGAAACCUGGAGCGGGAAUACAUGUGCACGGUCAGACUGCUGGACGAUACGGAGUAUACCUGCACCAUUCAGAGGGAUGCCAAAGGCCAGUAUUUGUUCGACCUCAUCUGCCACCAUCUAAACCUGCUGGAGAAGGACUAUUUUGGCAUUAGAUAUGUCGAUCCGGAUAAGCAACGGCAUUGGCUGGAGUUCACCAAGUCAAUUUCGAAGCAGAUGAAAUCACAACCUCCUUUUACCAUGUGUCUGCGUGUGAAGUUCUACCCACCAGAUCCUGCUGCUCUAAAGGAGGAGAUCACCAGGUAUCUCGUCUUCCUGCAGAUUAAGAGAGAUUUGUAUCAUGGUCGUCUCCUUUGCAAAACAUCUGACGCGGCCAUGUUGGCAGCUUACAUCUUACAAGCUGAGAUUGGAGAUUACGACCCAGGAAAGCAUCCAGAGGGCUACAGCUCCAAGUUCCAGUUUUUCCCCAAGCACUCAGAGAAGCUGGAACGAAGGAUUGCGGAGAUUCACAAGACGGAGUUAAUAGGUCAAACCCCAGAGACUUCUGAGCUGAAGUUCUUGCAGAAAGCACAAAUGCUUGAAACAUACGGUGUGGAUCCUCAUCCGUGCAAGGAUGUAUCUGGGAACCCUGCUUUCCUCGCCUUCACUCCGUUCGGUUUUGUCGUGCUUCAGGGGAACAAGAGAGUUCAUUUCCUCAAGUGGAACGAAGUGACCAAACUGAAGUUUGAGGGAAAGACCUUCCAUAUAUAUGCAAAUCAGAAAGAGGACAAAAAGAUCAUCUUGACAUACUUUGCACCCACCCCAGAGGCCUGCAAGCACCUUUGGAAAUGCGGUGUUGAAAAUCAAGCCUUCUACAAGUUGGAGAAGUCGAGCCAGGUUCGCACAGUGUCCAGCAGUAACCUUUUUUUUAAAGGCAGUCGCUUCCGCUACAGUGGAAGAGUAGCCAAAGAGGUAAUGGAGCAGAGUGCAAAAAUUAAAAGGGAGCCUCCAGAAAUACACAGGGCUGGCCUGGUGCCUAGCAGGAGCUGUCCAUCUAUCACUCACGGGCCGCGACUAAGCAGUGUCCCUCGCACCCGCCGGAGAGCGGUACACAUCUCCAUCAUGGAAGGACUGGAAUCCUUGCGGGACAGUGCCCACUCCACUCCAGUGCGCUCCGUGUCCCAUGGCGACUCCUUUAUGCCACGUUCGCGAAGCCAGAUGACGGACUCCGGUGACAGGACAGCGAUAAUCUCUGAUGAGAGCUACAGUCCCUCCGACAGCGUUCUGCCCACACCAGUAGCAGAGCACAGCCUGGAGCUGGCAGUCUCACGCCAGAUCAACGGCGCCCCCUGCAGCAUAGAGGAGGAGAAGGAGUCGGAGGCGGGUACGCCCUCCGUGGGCGAUGUGGCUGAAUUUGGCGCAGACAGUAGGGCGGCGGGCCCCAUGCAGAUCGCUGGCAGGGAGGCCCCGCUCAGUGAAGCUGAACAGGUGAAUAAGUUUGUUUUAAGUGUACUCCGUCUGCUCCUUGUGACCAUUGGACUCCUCUUUGUCUUGCUCCUCCUCCUCAUCGUCCUCACCGAGUCCGAUCUUGACAUUGCAUUUUUACGUGAUAUCCGCCAGACCCCCGAGUUUGAGCAGUUCCAUUACGAAUACUUUUGUCCCCUCAGACGGUGGUUUGCCUGCAAGCUCCGCUGGGUGGGCGGGCUGCUCAUUAACAAGUGAAAUUGAGGCACUAAAGCGCAUAAAGCCUCCCUUGUUGGGGUCGAGAAGAUGCUAAACACGUGGAGAGAACGAGAGAGACAGAAGGAGGGCAUCGACCUGUCCCAUGAGCCCAGCUUCUUUCAUGACACUCCUGCUGACACGUGGUGGUGGACUACCAGGCCCACAGCUCCUCUUCUCUUCCACUUUAAGUUCUUUCUCCCCCUCCAUUUUUAAUUUUUUUCGUCUUUUUUUUUGUCAUUUUUAUUUUGCUUUUGAUUUCCACUUUUUGGAUUUCAGGUCAUUUCAGGUAUUUUAUUUUUACAAAAAAAGAAAAAAAGAAAGAAAAAAAUUCAAAGACUUGAGAAGAUUUUAUCGUUCCUUAAAUAGGAAAUAUGAAAUAUUUUGUUGCAACGAGAACGUUGCCUUCAUUUAUAUUUAUUUUACAAUAAUACUUGUUAAAGUCUUAUUAAAUGUGGAGGAAAGAGAUAAGUUGAUACAGUAUAGUGGGUUUGGAAAGUAUGAGAAUGUGGGAAACCAAUGCUUUUCUGAGUUUAUGCAUUAUUCAUAUCACCAGUCAUUUAAUACUUAAUGAUUUUCUGAAAGCUGCUAUAAUUUACCACAUCAAUGAUCAGAUCAGCAGAGGGUUAUAUGUAAGGUAAGAAUGUGCAAGUUAUUUUGAAAGUAAGACUUGAGGAAAGACUGGAAAUUAUUUUAAUAAAAUUAAUGGGUACCUUUGAGUUCUGUAUUUGGUGGAGUUUUAGGGUGUCCGAUGCGUUUUAGGACUAUACUAGUGUGUAGGCGAUAGCAAGCUGUGAAGUAGAAAUCAUAAAAAAAAGGUUCUUUCUAAUGAAUUCAGAAAAUGAAUUGGUAUAAAUUGUGUUCUGUCACGUGACCCAAUAGUGUCAGUAUAUGUUAAAGAGGUUUUCAUGACUGAUAUAAAAGCAACUAGCACCCAUAGAUCAAGUCUAGCUACAGUAGAUGUGCAAUACUGCAAGGGAUUGGUUUAAGAAAUUAGUGCAUACUUUGUUUUCUUGAGUAUGUGCAUUUGCUUCAUUAUUAUUAUGAUUAUUUUUGAAUUUUCCAUCUUGAGUCUUUCUGAACAGAAAGAAAUCCCAUUGUAUAAAGUAUUUUUUUAUUCCAUAUUAGCCUUGCUCUUAUGUUUGUAAUUUGUGGAGAUCAUGCUAUGAUUAUUCUUAAUUACAAUAAUAAUGCUGUACUUUUUGUACAAAGAAGUAGUUAGUUUCCUAAUAUAUCGACAGUUUUUCCAUGUAUAUUUUAACAGAAACUGAAAUGUUAUUUUGUUAUUGAAAAUUAAAUUAUACCUUUUUUAGCUCUGUGUUUCAGAUGAGGUCUAGAAUAUGUGGUAUAUCUGUCAAGGGAGACAAAAGAAAGAGUUUUUUUUAAACCAAAUCCACAAUCCAUUUCCAAUUCAGUCACUUAACCAGCAAUGAAAAAACAGUCCCUGUGCUUUGUAUAUUGGUAAAGGCCCUGCAUUUGAACACUUAAUCAGUUAAUACGCAGUUUAUCUGAAAGGCUGUGUGUGUGUGUAUAUGCUCAUUUUUGGCAAUAUGUACUAAAAGGUCAAGUCUUCAGUACACUUGUCCUGACUAGUCUAAGAUGUCUUUAGUGUUUAUUUAAAGACACCAUUCUUCCAGUGGCAUGCCAGUUGGACAGGGAUUUUUACCAUACACCACCUCUUAUGCCUGUCCUUUUGAAAUUGCUAUGAUAUAAUUGUUUUUGCAUUUUGGAAAAUAGAGGAUGUGAAUUAAAGCAUUCACAAAGACUAGAUUUCUGUGUACAGUUCAAUUAAGAGCAGGAUUGAGAUACUUGUAGUAAUUCAUUAUUAUACAAAGCGGGGUUUCAUUGGUAUUCAACAAGCUUCAUUAUAGCAUUAUUUUUGUGGCUUAAAUAGUGCUGGUAUUUAAAAAGAACACAUUUUGAGCCACCCAUCACAACUUGCUGUCGUGUAUGAGGUCAGAAACAAUGAAGCCUGUUUGGUGCUAGUGAACUUGGUUAAUUACUGUCAGAGAUGUUUUAAGAAGUGUAAUAGUAAUGUUUGCAUAACCACUUCAUAGAACUACUGUCUUCCACCAUUACCGGAGAAAAAGGUUCAUUGGAAACAGUAGCGAAAACUGUUGGAACUGCUAAUACAUGGGAAAGAGAGAGAGAGAGACCCAUUGGAGUGAUGCAUGUCUCUUACAAUGAGAAGUAUUCAUGCAUGCAUUUAUAACAUCUCCAAUGUGCCAAAUAAUACAGCAUUGUGGCACUUAAGUCCAUUUAUAUUUUUUGAAUAAUCUGAUUUAAUGGUUGUUUUGGCAGUACAAUAAUAGAACUGAUGGCCACUUGCAUGCCAUUGAUGAAGGAAUUUGGUUCAGAAUAUCAGAAAGGCUGGCGGGGUUUGAGCAGGAGGGGUUUGGGAAAAGACUGGAUUUUACUCAUUGACAGCAUUAUGUAGCUUCAGUGGUCAGUCCUGCAUGGCAGCACCAUUCAAUAAGCAAUACCCCAAUUCUUUGGAAUGAAUCGUUUUGGUGGUUUUUGUGCUGUUGUGUAGCAAGUCAGACUACCUGCUGUUUUCUAAGGAGUUUGGAAUGAAUCCAUUUAAUUGGAGUUGGACACGAUUUUAACUAAACGACUCAUUUUAUAUGAUGAUUAUUGCCAAAAUUUGCUACAUUUUAUACUCAUUGUAAGCACUUGUCAUCUUGUUUGGAUCCUGAAGCCUAUGUUUCUCUUCGUCCUUGAAAUCCCAUUGCACACAUUUAAACUAGCGCAGGCUCGAUGACUCAAGGGCGAUUGCUACUACUGUCCUUGUAGGCUCCUACUUUUUACUUUUGUCUCUAAAUAGUUUUCUUGUAAAGUACAGAAUGGCCAGGUUUGACUGUGAUGAAUGAAAGGGUCUUAUAAAGGACAAUUGCCAGCUAAACUGGCUAAACUGGAUCAUCAUUUCUUGAAACUAACUGGGUUAUUGUACAAGGUCCCUCUGUGAACUUUGUAUAGAAUCAAUUUCAUUCUGCUUAGUGCAUAAAUAGAGAAGGUUAAGUGGAAGCUGAACAUUUACCAUGACAUCAAAUGAACAGUAGGUUUUCAGGAGUAUUACUGUAAAUCUCUGGCUUAAAAAUGUAUACAAUAGCAUGUAUAAAAUGAUGAGUCAUAUCAACCCUUCAAAGAUGUUUAUUUAAUUGUUCAAGAUCUGGGAUUGUUGGCUACAGCUGCUGAUCUUCAUUGCUAUUAAAGUCAAGAAGUCCUCCAAAUGCCUCUUCGAUUAGUUUGGUUUAAUUUUGAUGAUCAUUCUACCAGGGACUUUAAACUUCAUCAUCAUCAUCAUCAGGAUGAAUGGCCCUUACAUGCUUGCAUACAGUCUCCCAAAUUAUUUGGUAAAAUCUGACUUCACCUGAACCGUAGCUUUAAGAUCCACUAUGGCGCAGAGGUCCAGUAAAUAUCAUUGGUGGCAUCACGCUUUAUUUACUGUACUGUGCUUCUGUCAGUUUGCCAGUCCCCUCAACAGCUAUGCAUUUACAUGCACAUGUGUUGAUGCAUAGAUGCGUGUUUGUGGGCGUGUUUUUCUGUAAUAUGCAUAUUUUCUAUUUGGGACUGAAUGUCGCUGUUUAGUUCCUUAAUAUAUGAAUAUUAAAAUAUAUACAGCAUUUAUGUGCCAAAUGCAGUUCCUGUUAAGUCAGAUUCAUUCCAAAGUCAUCAUCUUUGUACUGUAGGAAACCUUCCAUGAAAAUGGUAUAAGAAAUUGUUUCACUGAUAGUCCCUUGUAACUGGUGCCAUGGAAAUAUUCAAACUUGAAAUAAACAUUCAAAAGUGUUUA
Molecule: messenger RNA, 6664 nt
Organism: Danio rerio (zebrafish)
Lineage: Eukaryota; Metazoa; Chordata; Actinopteri; Cypriniformes; Danionidae
Source: RefSeq, a predicted model, not a curated record